AUGAGCAAAGGUCACUCUUUAACACAGUUGAGACUUUACAUUUUCUCCAACAACUAGGAAAAAGAAGAAGAAGAAGAAGAAGAAGAAUUACUGGAAAGGCAUUGUCCUGAUGAAAUUCUGAUCUUAUUCGAAGGAAUUGCAUGGCUUCAAAGUUGCAAACAAAGGCAGCUCAAGUUUCACAUUUUGUGACCAAGAAUGGAAGUUCUUACUACAAGGAGUUGAUGGAGCGAAACAAGCAAUACAUCCAGAAACCAUCCAGCGCACAGACAUGCCAAUUGUUGGCAAAUCAGUUGUUUUAUACUAGACUUGCCAGUAUUCCUAGACGAUUCGAGGCUUUGUGGAAGGAGCUUGACUCCCUCAAACAAUUCUUAAAGACCAAGGAGGCAUGGAGCAUGGAGAAUGCUAGCGUGGCUGCUCUGUUUGGAGUCGAGUGCUAUGCCUGGUCCUGGGGUGGGGAGAUAAUCGGGAGAGGGUUUACACUUACAGGUUACAAUGUUUGAAAACUGCCAAUUCUAGCAGUUCCAACUCCUUUUGGGGGACUUUUGAGUCCUUGAGCUAGACAUUUCCAGCAAUAAUAAUUUGUGAACCGU
Theobroma umbraticum is the source of this 590-nucleotide messenger RNA. RefSeq lists its product as uncharacterized. Gene Ontology annotation, biological process: proton motive force-driven ATP synthesis. Gene Ontology annotation, molecular function: proton transmembrane transporter activity. NCBI's taxonomy places the organism in Eukaryota, Viridiplantae, Streptophyta, Magnoliopsida, Malvales, Malvaceae. The record is from RefSeq and is a predicted model, not a curated record.